AUGUUAUUUACCGUACUCGGAGUUAUUGCUCUCUUCCUGAGAGAAAGAAACAUCAAUUCCACCGUCUCAGGUCAAGAUGAAAGAUUCGACCGUCAAGGAGAAUUGGUCACGGUACCCCCCGUGACCAACAGUGAUGGUCGAGAAAUCGGUGACUGGUGUGAAGAUUCAUCUUUGCAUCUGGAGGAACAGAUCAAUGUUCAGACUGAGGAACCAUCACUGGAGGAACCUGUUGAUGGUCAGAGUGAAGAACAAUCACUGGUAGAGCCUGUCAGUGUUCACGGUGAAGAACAAUCACUGGUAGAGCCUCCUGGCUCUAGUCAUGAAGACCCCCCAAAUGUGGUCUCUGCUGAGCCCGGCUCUAGUCAUGAAGACCCUCCAAAUGUGGUCUCUGCUAAGCCCGGCUGUAGUCAUGAUGACCCUCCAAAUGUGGUCUCUGCUAAGCCCGGCUGUAGUCAUGAUGACCCUCCAAAUGUGGUCUCUCCUAAGCCCGGCUGUAGUGCAACCUGUCAGACAGAGGGCGCUGUUCCACCUCAGCCAGAAGAGCAGAAGGAUAAAGACACACAGAUCAUUGAGAUCAACUCACAGCGCUAUGAAAUUGGCGCUAAGCUAGGCAAAGGAGGCUUUGGAGUCGUUUUGGCAGGGACCCGUUUAGAAGACGGCCUUCCGGUGGCUUUAAAAAUGUCCGAUUUCAAGGAAAAGCGAUUCAUCCGUGUUGAUGAUUUUGACCAGCCACUUCCAUCGGAGAUUGCUCUGCACUUUCUUGCCUCUAAAGACCCCAAGAUUAAACAAGUUGUUCAGCUUCUGGACUGGAAAGUGGAGGAUAACUGCUACUUUAUGGUCCUAGAGCGGCCAAUACCCUGUGUGAGCUUAACUGAAUUUAUAAGAAACCACCGAGGCAGAAUCGCAGAGGACGUGUUACGGAAAAUCAUGUUCCACACAACAACUGGAGCUGACUUGUGCUGCAAACGCAGAGUGUUGCACCGCGAUAUCAAGCCUGACAACUUGCUGAUAAACCCAGAGACCUUUGAAGUCAAAUUGAUUGACUUCGGGUGCGGUGACCUCCUUACUGACGGCUUUUACAGAGAGUAUUGGGGCACAAUGACGUUCAGCCCUCCCGAGUUUAAUAAGAAUGGCUUAUACUUAGGGGAGCCAGCAACAGUGUGGUCACUCGGGAUUCUUCAGUAUGUCCUAAUGUUCAAAAAACUUCCAGACAGCCGUAAAAUCCUCAGGUUGAAUUUCAAAAAGUUACAGGAAUAUGGGUGGUCAGCAGAAUGCUGUGAUUUCAUCCGCAGUUGUCUGCAGAUUAACUACACCUUUCGGCAUAACUUGCAUGCACUCCGUGCCCAUGCCUGGUUAAAGGUAAUGAAUAGAUUAUGA
Messenger RNA from Danio aesculapii, 1377 nucleotides. RefSeq names its product serine/threonine-protein kinase pim-3-like. Gene Ontology annotation, cellular component: cytoplasm. The coding region runs from base 1 to 1377 and encodes 458 amino acids. Gene Ontology annotation, molecular function: protein serine/threonine kinase activity; ATP binding. Gene Ontology annotation, biological process: protein autophosphorylation; negative regulation of apoptotic process; regulation of mitotic cell cycle. NCBI's taxonomy places the organism in Eukaryota, Metazoa, Chordata, Actinopteri, Cypriniformes, Danionidae. The transcript has 8 exons. The record is from RefSeq and is a predicted model, not a curated record.